This is a messenger RNA of Brassica napus (rape), 1235 nucleotides long. RefSeq names its product putative GEM-like protein 8. The transcript has a single exon. The record is from RefSeq and is a predicted model, not a curated record. Lineage: Eukaryota; Viridiplantae; Streptophyta; Magnoliopsida; Brassicales; Brassicaceae. Bases 474 to 1121 code for a protein of 215 amino acids.
GACAUUUGAAGAUAAUCCAUGAAAUUGCAUUUAUAAUUAAGUUCUGUUAUUUGGAAAAUAAAAAAAAACAAAAACCUAAAACAUUUCAUAAGUUCUUGAGAUUACUUUACCACUUGUAGGCCUUAGAUAGAUUUAGAAGCUGCAAAACCUAUGUCUCCUUUAACUAUAUAAUUAAUUUAUUUCAGAAAACAAUAAAGAAAAAAUAGAGGAUAUGCUUGAUCUUUUCAUUGCCUUUACCCCCAAGAAAGUGGCUUUAUGUGUGUCUUGAUGACCCAUCCAUGACUCAUCCAUUACUACAAAGGUCAAGUCUCAACGAUUCAGAGCUAUGUUUUAACCGUCUCUUCUCUCUUUGUCUUUCCCUUUAAAUAACCUUCCCAUUACACGGUUUCAUCAUCACCAUCACUCAUAAUCCCUCUCUUUCUCAAGAUCAAGAUUCAAGAUUCAAGAUCAAGAUCACCACUCAAUCCUCCAAGAUGACAAUGAGCACAGUCCACCAACAAGUUCUUGCACUUCCAGCAGCCAAGACUGCUCCAUCAGGCUACUUGUCUGACCUAGCUUCCAUCAACAAGCUCCAUAUCCCAACAUCUUCCAAACAAAUCAAGGGAAAAUCUGUUCUGAGAAAGAAGAAAACCGAGAGCUUCACAAAUGGAAAUAGAGACCAGAGCAAGUUAGGUCCCAAGCUGACUGAAACAGUCAAGAGAAAACUAUCCUUGGGAGCUAAGAUCAUUCAAAUGGGAGGCUUAGAGAAGAUUUAUAAACGUCUCUUCAGAGUCCACGAAGAAGAGAAACUCUUGAAGGCGUACCAAUGUUACCUAUCCACAACCGCAGGUCCCAUAGCAGGCUUACUCUUCAUCUCAUCAAAGAAGAUUGCUUUCUGCAGCGAGAGAUCUAUCAAAGUGGCUUCUCCUCAGGGAGAUCUAACCAGGGUUCACUACAAAGUGUCAAUACCAUUGUGCAAGAUCAAUGGAGUGAACCAGAGUGUGGACACGAAGAAGCCAUCUCAGAAGUACCUAGAAGUAGUCACUGCGGAUGGCUUUGAGUUCUGGUUCAUGGGUUUCUUGAGCUACAAGAAAGCUUUCAUCUGUCUCGAGCAAGCGCUUUCUCUGAGCAUGGAGCUAUAACAAGGCUAUGGCUGAAGAGGAAACAUUUCAUUUUUAAUGAGGAGAUAGCCUAGAAAAGUUAGACAAUAUUGUACAAACUAAAUUUUUUUAUAGCUUUAACCCUUUGGUUAUCCA